AUGAAGCCAUUCAAAGACGGGAAACAAUUUGGUGUAAUUGAAGAAUCCAAAACAAUAAUCGGGAUAAAUAAGUAUGAAUAUUGGGGAAAAGGAAGAAAGUAUGGUGAUGGAUAUUGGGGAAGUUGGACAGAAGGAGGUUGGGCAGGAGGAUUACCCGAAAGAAAAGAAAUGAAUGAACCUGGAGGAGAAAGUGAAGGAGAAAACAAAGGACGUUCGAAAGAAGAAAAAGGUGAACCUAUAGGAAGAGAUGGAGUUGGACACGAAGGAAGUUGGGGAGGAAGAGAAAACAAAGAAGCACAUUCAUAA
This is a messenger RNA of Vicia faba (fava bean), 306 nucleotides long. NCBI's taxonomy places the organism in Eukaryota, Viridiplantae, Streptophyta, Magnoliopsida, Fabales, Fabaceae. The record is from the annotation of a GenBank genome assembly.